UUAUUUCGUUCAUUUGUUUGUCAUGAAUUCACUCGUUUUUUGUUCUUUGCACUCAGCAAUUCAGUCGGCGUCCGGCUGUAUCGUCCCAUAACCUCAAAGUCUCAUUUACACAGCGGUUAAAUUUCACGAUUUUAUCCUUGUUUCAAUUACGUAUCAGGUGUUGCUUUAGUUUAACGUACUUGCGACAGGAAUAAUUUUCAUUUUGUAUCCUUACUUGCCUUUGUUUGUUUGUUUCUGACACGCAGGUUUCUGGCGUCAAUAAAAAAAAAGUUAAUAGACAAGUCGAGAUAAUGCAAUUUUAUUUUUAUAUUUAUUUCAACUGCUUUUGAGAAAGAUAAUUGAAUCAAAAUUCGUUGCAACAUUGUUGAGAAAAUCGUAAGUUUGAGAGGAACAUGGCACAGCGUGCAAAGAGAAAAAAAAAUUGUCCCCGUAGUAAUGAAUUUGUUUAUAUUUUUUUUAUUUGCCGACCCUUCUGAACACGCUGGUUAAACGACGCGAUCAUCGGGACAUUUAUUAAAAUGUUAAAUACGAAUACGGAAAUAUUGUGAAUGAAUUGGAAGUUGUUGGAGCAGCACUGAUUUAUCAAGGACGAGUUGAAUGAUUGCUGGGGAUAGUGACAACGUUCGUACAGAAGUGGAUAUUACUGUCUUGGAAGAGUAAAACUUGAGGGGAUUAGUUAAGGACUGGGAAAAUGUCGGAGCAACACAAUGAUCAGCAGUCGAGUGGGAGAGAUGAUGCACGUACCAAUCUCAUUAUCAAUUAUUUACCACAGAGCAUGACUGAAAAAGAAUUGUACAGUAUGUUUGUCACUAUUGGACCAGUUGAAUCGUGUCGAGUUAUGAAGGACUACAAAACUGGUUACAGUUAUGGAUUUGGGUUCGUCAAUUACGCAAAAGCGGAGGAUGCUCUGACAGCAAUAACCACGCUUAAUGGUCUGCAGGUUCAGAACAAACGAUUAAAAGUGUCAUUCGCAAGGCCAUCGGGCGAAGAGAUUAAAGAAACAAAUCUAUACGUGACUAAUCUUCCUCGAAACAUAACGGAGGGCCAGAUCGAGGAUAUCUUCAGCAAAUUCGGGCAGAUUGUGCAGAAGAACAUUCUUAAAGACAAGCUGACUGGGCUCCCCAGGGGCGUCGCCUUUGUCAGAUAUGACAAACGUGAGGAGGCGCAGGAGGCGAUAAAUCAUCUGCAUGGGACGAUACCUGAGGGAGGCUCUGAGCCACUCAGUGUCAAAAUUGCCGAGGAACAUGGAAAACAAAAGGCUGCUUACUACGCUGGCUGGCAGGCUGGCUACAAUCAGAGUCGCGGUCCUGGUACCCGUGGUCGUGGCAGCUCAGUAGCAUCAGCCACUGGUGCUAGUGCUACCAAUCGUACACCUGGAUUUGCUAGGGGUGGUCAUCACACUGGCAAUUAUAUUGGGAAUGGGGCUGGUGGUGGGCCUGGUGCUAUGAGAAUGGAAAAAAUACAUCCGCAUCGCUUCAAUCCCAUUGGCAUGGGAGGUGGCUAUGUGCAAUCACACUUCUGGUGACCGAUAAAUGUGCAAUCGAUUGUUCAUGGAUCACUGUGAAUAGCUACUAUGAAAAACGCUAUCGAUGAGGUAGACUGCGGCUUCUCUCCUGCCAGUAGAGAAGAAAAAAAAAACUUGUGGGCAAGACUCAAUGCGUUGGAUAUCUUACCUUGUUCUUUCAGUUGGUUAUAUGUUUCGUUUUUUUUUAUUGGGAAAACUCCGUCCGAGGAAAUUUUUUGUGGGGAAAUUAUUGACUGCUAUGAGCGAAUGAUCAAUUCGGUGAGUGCGUCGAACACUUUUUGUUUUUUCUUUUUUUUUUGUUUCUUGAUGGCAAUUCGAGUGAUUGAUUACGUCGUGGACAAUUAUGAAAAUUAAUAUUGAUGAUUUUAGUAGUGAUUUGUCACUAUGCCAGAGGUUAAUGACCAUUUGGAGAGUGAGUUUUUGAUUUUAGAAGAGAGAAUGUGGAUUGGGGAAAUGGUCGGAGGGCGAAUUCUUCAUUUGUUGUACAAUUCAUUUUAUACAUUAUCAUAUUUGGUUGCUACUUGGGUGAUGGCACCGAGUGCACUGAGUCAUUUAUUUUUGCGUUCUCGUUUUUUUAGAUAAAUGGAUGGUGUUUUAAGUGAAUGAACAGUUUUUUUUUUCUUCAUUGGAUCUCGAUGUUUGGGGAGAUUGAUUUUGAUGAUGAGGGGCGAUAAAUUUUGUUAGCUCAUCAAUUAUCAGCAAUGUGUAUAUUAUUUAUUAAAGUGAAUAUAAAUAGAACGGA
This is a messenger RNA of Fopius arisanus, 2267 nucleotides long. Its product is annotated as sex-lethal homolog. The record is from RefSeq and is a predicted model, not a curated record. Gene Ontology annotation, cellular component: ribonucleoprotein complex. Gene Ontology annotation, molecular function: mRNA binding. The coding region runs from base 692 to 1525 and encodes 277 amino acids. NCBI's taxonomy places the organism in Eukaryota, Metazoa, Arthropoda, Insecta, Hymenoptera, Braconidae. The transcript has 5 exons.